GCGCGCAGGCCGCCGCCCCCCGCUGGCCGACGCUGGCGGCGUAAGGCGCGCGGGGGCUCCGCGGAGCGGGCGCGGCGGAGCGGCGGAGCCCGGCCCUCUCCGCCGAACAUGCCGAGGCCGGCCCCGGUAGCGCGGGAGCCGGAGCUGGGGCCCGAGCCGGAGCGCGAACGUGCGCGGGGCCCGGAGCGGGGGACGCCGCGCUGCUGAGCUCGGCCACCGCCGCCCGCGGGCCCCAGGCGGGGCGCAGGUGGGUGCCAGGUCUAGCCUGGGAACUGCCAGUGACGUCAGCCAGGGACUGUGACAUCACUAAGUGGAGAUGCAGAGAAGGGGCUUGGGGACCUCCGGCAGAGGAGCAGCCAGGGCCCCAGCAAGAUGGGGGACCCCAAAAAGAACAGGGCAGCUGGGCACCACAAGAUUUAAGGCGGUGGGACCUGUUGGCAGAAUGUCUUCUCUCUCUGCAAGCGACCCUGCGGCCACCAAGAUGAGCACCUCGGCCUGGCCUGUGAGCGUACCCGGGUGUCAAUAGCCGGGAGCCAAGGGCCCACCGGGCGCAAUGGUGUACUAGGCCGGGCGCGAGCUCAGGUUUCGCACUCGGAUCUCACGGCAGAGUCACCGUGGAGAGGCCAGGGUACCACAAACUUAUGGAUUUUGACAAGAAAGGAGGGAAGGGGGAGUUGGAGGAGGGCAGGAGAAUGUCCAAAACCGGCACGAAUCGGAGCAACCACGGUGUCCGCACUUCGGGGACCAGCUCAGGGGUCCUGAUGGUGGGCCCAAACUUCCGAGUCGGCAAGAAGAUAGGCUGUGGGAACUUCGGGGAGCUUCGCCUAGGAAAGAACCUGUAUACAAAUGAGUACGUGGCUAUCAAGCUGGAGCCCAUCAAGUCCCGGGCCCCACAGCUGCACCUUGAGUACCGCUUCUACAAGCAGCUCAGCACCGCAGAGGGCGUUCCUCAGGUCUACUACUUCGGCCCUUGUGGGAAGUACAACGCCAUGGUGCUGGAGCUGCUGGGGCCCAGCCUGGAGGACCUUUUCGACCUGUGCGACCGCACCUUCACGCUGAAGACGGUGCUGAUGAUCGCCAUCCAGCUGAUCACGCGCAUGGAGUACGUGCAUACCAAGAGCCUCAUCUACCGCGAUGUGAAGCCCGAGAACUUCCUGGUUGGGCGGCCAGGCAGCAAGCGGCAGCACUCUAUCCACAUCAUCGACUUUGGGCUGGCCAAGGAGUACAUAGACCCUGAGACCAAGAAGCACAUCCCAUACCGCGAGCACAAGAGCCUGACAGGCACCGCGCGCUACAUGAGCAUCAACACGCACUUGGGCAAGGAGCAGAGCCGCCGGGACGACCUGGAGGCGCUGGGACACAUGUUCAUGUACUUCCUGCGCGGCAGUCUGCCCUGGCAGGGGCUCAAGGCGGACACGCUGAAGGAACGCUACCAGAAGAUUGGAGACACCAAGCGAGCCACACCCAUCGAGGUGCUGUGUGAGAGCUUCCCUGAGGAGAUGGCCACCUACUUGCGCUAUGUGCGGCGUCUAGACUUCUUUGAGAAGCCAGACUACGACUAUCUAAGGAAGCUCUUCACUGACCUCUUCGACCGCAGCGGCUACGUGUUUGACUACGAGUAUGAUUGGGCCGGCAAGCCCCUGCCGACACCCAUCGGCACUGUCCACCCUGACGUGCCCUCCCAGCCACCACUUCGGGACAAAGCUCAGCUCCACACCAAGAACCAGGCACUGAACUCCACUAAUGGAGAGCUGAACACAGAUGACCCCACCGCGGGCCACUCCAAUGCCCCCAUUGCGGCCCCUGCAGAAGUAGAGGUGGCGGAUGAAACCAAGUGCUGCUGCUUCUUCAAGAGGAGGAAGAGAAAAUCGCUGCAGCGACAUAAGUGAGGGUGGGUGCAGCUGCUGCCCAAGAUCCCCAGGCGGGUGUCUAGGAAGCUGGCAGCGUCCUUGGAGACGUGGGGCUCCUUGGCCCACCUGCAGGCACCAUCUUUCGGGACUUGGGGUCACUUCCUUCACACAGGACUUUGGCGGAAAUCUCUACACCCGUGUCUCGUCAUCCCCUUCGAGAGCAUUAACUAUUUAAAACCAGGAGAGAAGCGCCGCGCCGUCCCUGCUGCGCCCCUGUUAGCUCAUAAAGUCCAGCUUGUCCCCUCAAUCCAAAGGCCAUUUUCUCGAGGGGGGCAGGCCCGGGGCAUGGGUGUCAUGCGGGGAGGCCUCAGCCACCAAAGGGGAGGCGCGUGCACUACCACAAUGCUGCACCAAAGCUGGGGCGGAGAGCGGGACGGUCACCACACAGGGACUGGUAUGGGCCCCACAGAGCCAGGGCGGCCAUGACCCGUGUCCCUGCGUGCAGGGCCCACGGGACAGAAUCGCCUUAACGCCCGGCCUAGGGCAGCAGAGAGGCAGUCCCACAGGAAGGCCAGGCCUUGGUCGUGGGAGCUGAGUUCUUGCUUUACGACGUGUACAGAAAUGAACUUAUGUUUCUCCGGCGCUUCCUUGAAGCCGUAGAGUUUAGGGGCUUUUUUAAAAAAAAAUAAAGAAAAGAAAACCAUC
Molecule: messenger RNA, 2555 nt
Organism: Mastomys coucha (southern multimammate mouse)
Lineage: Eukaryota; Metazoa; Chordata; Mammalia; Rodentia; Muridae
Gene: Csnk1g2
Product: casein kinase 1 gamma 2
Exons: 13
Coding region: 642-1889 (415 amino acids)
Biological process (GO): peptidyl-serine phosphorylation; positive regulation of canonical Wnt signaling pathway; endocytosis
Cellular component (GO): cytoplasm; plasma membrane; nucleus
Molecular function (GO): ATP binding; protein serine/threonine kinase activity
Source: RefSeq, a predicted model, not a curated record